AUGGGGAGCAUUGACAUUUCCGCCUGCGACGUACCGCAGUUGAAGACGCCAUGGAUCGAGACACCCUUGGUCGAGUCCGCCUGUCUCUCUCGGGCAGCUGGAUGUAGGAUCUUCCUGAAGCUGGAGAACGUCCAGCCUAGUGGCUCUUUCAAGUCCCGUGCUAUGGGCAACCAGAUUCUCUCCCACCUUCGAAACCCUGAAAAUGUAGGCCGCCGAGUCCACUUCUACGCUUCAUCAGGAGGCAACGCCGGCCUAGCAGCCGUCUGUGCAGCCCGGAGCCUGGGAUACCCUUGCACCGUUGUGGUCCCCAUGGGCACCAAGCCCUUGAUGCUUGACAAGAUCCGGGCCGCAGGUGCAGCGGACGUCAUCCGUCACGGCGAGACCUUCUCCGAGGCAGGAGAGUACAUGCGGGAAACUAUCAUGAAGACCAGCAACGGCAACGACUACGAUGUGAUUAAGAUUGCCCUGCACCCAUUCGAUAACCAGCCCAUCUGGGAAGGAAACAGCACCAUCAUCGACGAGCUCGAGACUCAGCUCCCUCCCGCCACCAGCCCCGAAGACAAAAAGGCCUACAACGACCGGGCCCUCCCCUUAGAUUCCAUCAUCUGCAGUGUCGGUGGCGGUGGUCUCCUCAACGGCCUCGUCCAGGGCAUCGAAAAGCGCCGACAGAAAAAGCAGGCCACCUCCGCAUCCACCCCCAACCCCAUCCAUCUCCUUGCCAUCGAAACGGCCGGUACCGAUUCCCUGGCAGCAGCCAUCGCCAAAAACUCCCUCGUCUCCCUCCCCAAGAUCACAUCCCAAGCCAUCUCCCUCGGAGCCGUUCGCGUCUCGGAAACAACCUUCCAAUACGCCGUUUCCCCGCCCCCAGGCAUCCAGGUGCACAGCGCCGUGCUCUCAGACGCAGACGCAGCACGCGGCGUGCUCCGCCUCGCCAACGACGAGCGGCUCCUCGUCGAACUUGCAUGCGGCGUUUGUGUAGAGGCGGCCAUCGGCGACGCUGCUUCUGCUGUCUCCGCGUCGGGGCCUGCCGGCGCUCAGAGCAUCAAGAAGCGGAAGAGGGGAUCUAAUGAUACCGUCGUCUCCUACCGUGAUGAGGGGUACGGGGAUGACCGGUCCAUCUCUACGGAUAAUGAGACUGACCUAGAGACUGACGCGGAGCUCGGCGAUGCUAAGCUCAACUCUAAGCUCAAGCAGCUCGUCCCCGAUCUCAACCCUAACAGCAGGGUUGUUAUCAUCGUCUGCGGUGGUAGCUAUGUCAAUAUUGAUAUGGCUUCUGAGUGGCGCAAGAUGCUGGAUGAAGGGUGGGCAUGA
Molecule: messenger RNA, 1311 nt
Organism: Penicillium soppii
Lineage: Eukaryota; Fungi; Ascomycota; Eurotiomycetes; Eurotiales; Aspergillaceae
Product: putative L-serine dehydratase
Exons: 1
Coding region: 1-1311 (436 amino acids)
Biological process (GO): L-serine catabolic process; L-threonine catabolic process
Molecular function (GO): L-serine ammonia-lyase activity; pyridoxal phosphate binding; threonine deaminase activity
Source: RefSeq, a predicted model, not a curated record